UUGGGAGGGGGGUUGGGGGUCAGGGAGUGGGGUAAAUGGGGCUGGGCGUCAGUGUGGGGCUGGAGUGUGGGGCUGAAGGACCCCAAAACGGCACUAUUGGACCCCCAGUCAAGAAUGUCUCAGACCCCAAAUCCCCACUUUUUGCCCCAAAAGCACCACGGACACCCCGGCCCCACACAUCGGGGGUCUGUGUGCGGGGCUGUGGGGCACUGAUGGAUUUUGCCCCCCAGAUCGACCGCUUCCUGCCCGUGGGGAGGCUCAAGUACUACUUUGCAGUGGACACGGUGUACGUGGGCAGGAAACUGGGGCUGCUCUUCUUCCCCUUCCUGCAUCAGGACUGGCAGGUUCACUACCAGCAGGACGGUCCGGUUGCUCCCCGUUUCGACGUCAACGCUCCCGACCUCUACAUCCCAGCCAUGGCAUUCAUCACAUACCUGCUGGUGGCCGGGCUGGCGCUGGGCACCCAGAACAGAUUCUCCCCUGACAGCCUGGGGCUGCAGGCGAGCUCAGCUCUGGCCUGGCUGCUGCUGGAGGUGCUGGCGGUGCUGCUCAGCCUCUACCUGUUCUCACUGCCCACCGACCUGACAACCCCCGACCUGUUGGCCUUCGCCGGAUACAAAUAUGUGGGGAUGAUCGCGGCGCUGCUGGCUGGGCUGAUGUUUGGGAGCACGGGGUACCACGCUGUGCUGGGUUGGUGCUGCCUCAGCAUCUUCAUCUUCAUGGUGAGAGAACGACCCCCUCCUCUUCCUCCUCUUCCUCUUCCUCCUCCUCCUGAUGGGGGUUGGAUUCACCCCAAAAAUAACGAGAAAUUUGGGUGUAGCGCCCCGAAAUGCUGCGAUUUGGGUGUAACAACCACAGGUUUGUGCUUGAAGUUCCCAUUUUAACACCUCAAAUUGCUGGGAUUUGGGUGCAGAGCCACAAAACUCAGUGGGUUGUACUGAAAACCCCACAUUCCAACACCCUAAAGUCCUGUAGUAUGGGUGUAAUACCCCACAACUCAGUGGGUUGUUCUGAAAACCCCAUAUUUCAUCACCCCAAAAUGCUGUGAUUUGGCUGGAACAACCCCAAAAAGCUGCAGCUUGUGCUUGAAGUUCCCACUUUAACACCCCCAAAUUGCUGGGAUUUGGGUUCAGAGCCCCAAAACUCAGUGGGUUGUACUGAAAACCCCACAUCCCAACACCCCAAAAUGCUGCAGUUUGGGUGUAACAACCCCAAAAUGCUGUGAUUUGGGUGUAAGAACCCCAAAAAGCUGCAGCUCGUGCUUGAAGUUUCCAUUUUAACCACCCAAAUUGCUGGGAUUUGGGUGCAGAGCCCCAAAACUCAGUGGGUUGUACUGAAAACCCCACAUCCCAACACCCCAAAAUGCUGGGAUUUGGGUGAAACAACCCCAAAAAGCUGCAGUUUGGGUGAAACAACCCCAAAAGCUGCAGUUUGGGUGUAAAAACCCCAAAAAGCUGCAGUUUAUGCUUGAAGUUCCCACUUUACCCCCCCCAA
Molecule: messenger RNA, 1494 nt
Organism: Phasianus colchicus (ring-necked pheasant)
Lineage: Eukaryota; Metazoa; Chordata; Aves; Galliformes; Phasianidae
Source: RefSeq, a predicted model, not a curated record